UCAUUUGUGUCCGUUUAAUUCUAAACUUAAUUGUCAUUUUAUUAGAUAUAUGUAUUGAGAAACUGUCAGUUGUGGUCUGGCGCCUCCCUAGUUUGUUGGACAUUCACACACACAAGAACUUCCUGUUUACGUCAUGACGUGGGAGCGUACCGAAACGCUCGAGCGAUAUUUAUAUUGGAGCCUGUUGUAGUUUCAGAUAAUGAACUACAUUGUUUUAUUCGGAUCGGAGCUUUCUCCUGGUCUUUCCUCUCCAUAAAGACAUUAAAAGGUUAGAUUCGCGGCUGAACUGCUUUGUAUUAGGAAUAAAAGUUCAAAGAGAGAAAGCCCUAUUUUCUCUCGCGCGUUCUUCUAUCCGGCCGUUUCCACAGGAUUAUAUUGUACACCGGACAGGAGAAAUGCUUUUUUUGUAAGCUAAGCUGUUGUUGUUUUUGUUUGUGUGUCGAAAGAGAUAUCUCGUUAUUUGCAUUCUGGGAUAUGGCGGAAGCGAGAGUGGAGGAUGAAGAGGAAAGUUUGAGAGAGUCGCGAGAGGCCGGCGGCGCGAGGAGAAACCCGCGAGCGCCUACUGCGGCUUCAGAUCGAGCAGAUAGGAACAAGCCUGAACACCGCCAGUCCAGCACUCAAGGCGCACUCUCGUCGAUCCGGGCGGUGAUAAAAAGGACGUCCACCAGAACAGCUGGUCCGACCGACCAAAACCGAGAGAGGCGGCGUCCAGAGAUCACCAUCGUUGCAGCUGAACCCCUGGCUACAAACUCCUGGUUCCCAGGGGCAUCUGGGGCAUUUCCCCCUGCACCACCCCCUGCUCAGCCAUCUUGGACUGGUUCUGUUGUGGUACAUCUUCCCCCACCUUCGUACGAACAGGUCAUUAGAGAAAAAAGUCGGGAGCAGAAUACCCAGGCUUCCCCGGUCUCUUCUUCCUCAUCACCCUCCUCCUCAUUAUCAUCCUCAUCAUCCUCUUCAUCUUCUGCUCUUCGUCAUACUUCCACCAUCGCCACGCAGACCGAUCCAGAGGUUUCUGAGCCACAGAGCUGUACCAGACCCUCGAUGCGCCGGCCCCCAAAACCACCUCGUCCGCCCUUCCCACUCACUCAUAAACCUGCCGAGCCGGUACUCACACACACGCACUCUUUGAUUGAACUGGAUGAGCCUGAUCCACCCUGUUCCACACACACUCCAACACACCCUCCUAGUGGCAAGCAGUGUGGAGUUCAGACUGACUUCACUCAUGCACUGGAACCCUUGACUCCCAUCUCUCCCGACUCCUCCUACAUUACCCAUAAUUCUCAGUCACAGGACCCAGUUAAACAGGAGGUUUCAGCACGCCCCAGGCCACUCCCUCGCUCCAAAGCUUUACUGCAGUCCGUGAUUAAAGAGGAGCCUCGGGAUCAACCAAUAACAACAGAGGUCAAAGUUCAGACCUUGGUGCGCCUUAAAGACAAUGGCACAGAGAGUGUUUUUGCUGGCUUUACUGACACUCCUUCAGACAUUGCAUCCAAUAAGUAUCUCCAGGACCUGUUAGACGUCUUCGGUUGUGAGCAACAAGACUUCCAAAGCGACCAACGUGAUGACAGUGACCAAAGUGAGAAGAGCGACGAAGAGGAAAGUGUCUUUUUUAAAAGCUGCUUGGUUUCCACCGUCUCGUCUGAACCUUUGGAAACCAUAACGAGACCAGAACCACGUCCACGAACCCAGAAUCCCAAACCAGCCAUCACCGCGAAACCGUGUGACCCAACACAGAGUGUGGAGGAGAGCAAAAUUUCUUCAGAAGAACAAAAUAAGCCAUCAGUUCAUCCAGUCCCUGCUCCCAGACCCCUGGUGAAAAAAUCAUCCAUGCCCCAGCAGCAAGGCUUCUCAGAGGAGAAAACCGAGCUCUGUCGACUCCGUCCACCCCCCAGACCUCCGUUAGCUGCGCGUAAGUCUGGAGCUCCCACCCAGGAAGAUGGAGCUCAGCCUGCAGAAGUGCCCUUUGACCCCUCUGGAAAGAGAAGUUCAGGAGAUCAGGACUCAACUACAGCUGGGAAGCCUGUAGCAGUUACAUCCUCCAGCAGAGGCAGGGGAAAGUGUCCAGCUAAGCCCCCAUUCCCGAGGAGGCUUCCGUCCGGAAAACGCACUCCUGCACAGGAUGCUAUCAGUGCUGUAAGCGUUAGCAAAUCUGGCCCAUCACUACCACAUCAAGCCAGUGAGGGUAGGCUGCUUCCUCUGCGUCCUCCUCCAGUCAAAUCGAGCAAAUCGACGGGUUCCUCCCUGACUCCUGCUACAACCAAUCAGAACUCGGGUAACAGGGGAGUCAAACGAGCACCUCCACUGCCACCGAGACCAAAGCCUGGGCAUCCUCUCUACAGAGAGUACACAAGCAAAAUCCCUCAAGGAAACGCGAAAGUAAACCUCCCUAGCAGUGAUCCUGAAGAAUCCUACCUUCAGAAAGAGAAGCUUGUUGUUGUUCUUGACGACACGACGGGACCAACAGACACACCAGGCUUCCCAGGAGGUGUGGAAGGUCAAUGUGAGGACUCGGUGUCUGAAGAACCCAUCUCUCGGAAGAGUCUGGAUCUGAAGGAGGAGUCACUGACUGAGGAGCAGCAGCCGGAGACGAACACCAGUGUCAGGUAUAAAGCCCGCUUUGCGUUCGAGGGCGAGGACACUGAGCUGACGUUCUGUGACGGUGAUGUCAUCACGUUAACAGAAUACGUCAACGACGAGUGGGGGCGCGGCAGCUUUAAUGGACGCACGGGGCUCUUCCCUUUGAGUUUUGUUCAGCUUGUUCAGGAAAGUCCAGCAAGGAAUCUGACACCCGAGUCACCUGCAUCUGCGCUGUGCGUAGGAGAAGGGCAGACAGGCCGAGUUCUGUAUGAUUUCACUCCUGAGUCUGAGGAUGAACUCCUUCUCAAGGUUGGGGACGUGGUGUCCUCCCUGGAGGAGGUGGAUGAGGAAUGGUUUGUAGGAGAAAUCGCCGGCCGACGCGGCAUCGUCCCGAAAACUUACAUCCAGGUGCUCUGAAACACGGUCAGGAUCGACACAGAGAAGUGUUUUGUUUACGCACGGAAAGUAAAAAACGUCAUCGUUCGUGUGUAUUCGAUGGCCUCGGUCUCCUGCUACUUAAACAAACUCCAACACAAUCAAAUGUACCUCUGUAGUAAACAUCACUCACGCACUCACUCACUCACUGGUUUGUCUUUUAAUGUUUUCAUCCUCUAGACCUGUUCUGUUCUGCGCUGCUUAUCCAUUCACUGUCAUCCCAAAGCCAAACGAUGAUACUGUAGUGUUGUGUCGGAGUUGAUUUAACUGGACUGUGAAGAGGGCCUGAGAUUUGACAGACUAACACUAUUCGAGUUUUAAAAGCUUUUACUUUUACUGUUUUUUGGGGUUUUUUUUUUUUUUUUUGGUAAUGUGCACAGGAUACUUUUUGAUGUAGGUUAUGUCUACUGUACUGAAUGACACUGUGAACAGCGAUCUCCCACUGAAACGCCUUUAUCGUCUGGGACUUUGCUUAAUCUGUGGGGGAAAUGACGACGUCAAGGAGCCUUAACACAAAAUAAAUCCAGAUGAAUUAUUAUAAAGAUGGUCUGUGUAAACUGAAUAUUAAAUAACAGAGACACGAGUUCAUUCGUCUUUGUCUGAGCAAAAUCUUAAAAGUUCACACCCACAUAUCAUCACUGCAUGUUUUGUGGCUGAAAUGACCAGAAUUUCACAUGGUCAAAUUGUGGUGUUUUUUUUUUUUUUUUUGUUGUUGUUUGUGCUGUUUAUAGUUUUAAAAACUACAUGCUUCCCUGAAAUCUUUUUGCACGUAUCUCAAUCAUAAAGUUUUAAAAUAUGGUUUUGUUAAACUGUCUCCUUAUACAGCAUGAUCUUUGCAGGAAUAUACUCUAGGUAUGAUUUAAAAAAGUCAUGAAGUUUUGAGUAAAUAUAUUUAUGAUUUCUUAAUGUUUAGGUAUCAAAAGGUUGUAGGCAGAAAAACACAGACCCCCCCCCCCAUACUUUUUAGGCUUGUUUGACAUCCAGUGGCUGUUUUUUAAUAUAAUUAAUAUAUUUGGUUGAUUUUUAAAUAAACAUUCCAUACACUAUAUUGGUUUGUUUUCCCAGUAUAUCAGCUAGGGUUAGAUUAAGGAUUGUGUAAACUGAGUACAUACAAUAUAUGGGCACUAUACUGAUACACUUGUACCCUCAAAGGUAGAAAAUAUAUAUAUAUAUAUUAUAUAAUCUCUCUUUAAACAUGUUCAUCUACACAUACACCGAUGAGUCGUAAUAUUACAACCACCGAGAGGCGACGUGAAUAACAUGGAUUCUCUCGUUACGAUGGCACCGGUCAAGUGGCGGGAUAUGUUAGGCAGCAAGUGAAUAGUGAGUUCACUGCCGAAAGAGCCUACAAUGGACACGUGAGCAUCAGAACUGGACCAUGGAGCAAUGGAAGAAGGUGGCCUGGUCUGAUGAAUCACGUUUUCUUUUACGUCAUGUGGACGGCCGGGUGCAUGUGUCGCUUACCUGGCACCAGGGUGCUCUAUGGGAAGAAGGCAAGCCUGGUGGAGGAAGUGUGAUGCUCUGCGCAAUGUUCUGCUGGGAAACCCUGGGUCCUUGCAAUCAUGUGGACGUUACUUUGACACGUACCACCUACCUAAACAUUGUUACAGACCAAGUACACUCCAUUCAUUGCAACGGUAUUCCUUAAUGGCAGUGCCCUCUUUCAGCAGGAUAAUGCGCCCUGGGACACUGCAACAAAAUUGUUCAGGAACGGUUUGAGGAACAUGAAGAGUUUGUGGUGUUGACUCGGUCUCCAAAUUCCCCAGAUCUCAAUCCGAUCAAGCAUCUGUGGGACUGGCUGGACAAACAAGUUUUGCAAGUGUUUUAACACGUUUUGUAAUGCCAGCUUUUCCACUAUGUUUCUUUGUUCACCAACAUGUUCCACAAGCUUCAUUUAAGGCAACCAUGACUUUGUCAGAUCUUGUGGAAACCACCUUUUCAGCUACAGUAACUUGUCAAAA
Molecule: messenger RNA, 4973 nt
Organism: Ictalurus furcatus (blue catfish)
Lineage: Eukaryota; Metazoa; Chordata; Actinopteri; Siluriformes; Ictaluridae
Exons: 15
Coding region: 475-2994 (839 amino acids)
Molecular function (GO): protein binding
Source: RefSeq, a predicted model, not a curated record